Molecule: messenger RNA, 1293 nt
Organism: Anopheles marshallii
Lineage: Eukaryota; Metazoa; Arthropoda; Insecta; Diptera; Culicidae
Product: zinc carboxypeptidase A 1-like
Exons: 1
Coding region: 1-1293 (430 amino acids)
Biological process (GO): proteolysis
Molecular function (GO): zinc ion binding; metallocarboxypeptidase activity
Source: RefSeq, a predicted model, not a curated record
AUGGUGCGGCACGGUGUCUUUUCCCGGUGUGCGGUGAUGGCCUUGCUGGCCUCCCUCAGUGUUGUAGCGAUCGAGGCGGCAGAAAUGGCACGGUACGAUAGCUACCCUAUGUAUCGUGUGACACCCAAGAGCGAGGAACAGCUGCGGGUGGUCGCGGCCAUGGAGCAAGUGAGUGACAGUUUAAUAUUUCUCGAAACCGCCCGGAAGGUGGGUGAUCGGUUCGACAUCAUCGUCGCACCGCACAAGCUGGCCGACUUUACGGAAACGCUCGAAGCGGACUACAUCCCGCACGAGGUGAUCGACGAGAACGUGCAACGAUCGUUCGACGAGGAACGUGUGCGGCUGAUGACCAAGCGCGCUAAGGGUCCGUUCGGCUGGAACGACUAUCAUUCGCUGGAGGAGAUACACGCCUGGUUGGACAAGAUGGCAGCCGAGCACCGCGAGGUGGAACUGCUGGACGCGGGUCGAUCGCAUCAAAACCGCACGCUGAAGGGUGUGAAGUUGUCGUACGGGGAAGGACGACCGGGUGUGUUCAUCGAGGGUGGUAUUCAUGCGCGGGAGUGGAUCUCACCCGCCACUGUUACGUACAUCCUGAACGAGCUGGUUACCAGUGAGGAUCCGCAAGUGCGCGCACUCGCUAGCAAGUACGACUGGUACGUGUUCCCGAAUGUGAACCCGGACGGAUACGCGUACACGUUCCAGGUGAAUCGAUUGUGGCGCAAAACUCGCAAACCUUACGGUCCAUUCUGUUACGGUGCCGACCCGAACCGAAACUGGGACUUCCAUUGGGCGGAACAGGGCACCAGCAAUAAUCCCUGCUCGGAUACGUACGCCGGACCGAAGGCCUUCUCGGAAGUGGAGACUCGUUCGCUGUCCACUUUCGUUGGGAAGCUGCGCGGAAAGCUCAGUGCGUACAUCGCGUUCCACUCCUACUCACAGCUGCUCCUCUUCCCGUACGGACACACCGCGGAACACUCAGCGAACCAUCAGGAUCUGGACGAAAUUGCGGAAGCAACCGUAAAAUCCCUAGCCAAGCGGUACGGCACCCAAUACCAGUACGGUAAUGUGUACGAUGCAAUCUAUCCGGCCAGCGGAUCCAGCGUGGACUGGAGCUACGGUGUGGAGGACGUCAAGAUCGCCUACACGUACGAGCUGCGUCCGAAUUCGGACGCUUGGAACGGAUUCGUUCUACCACCGGACCAGAUUGUGCCAACCGGAGAGGAAACGCUUGAUUCGCUCGUCACUCUUUUGCAAGAAUCGGCCGACCGCGGUUACUACGAUGUGAAGAACUGA